Dendrobium catenatum is the source of this 1858-nucleotide messenger RNA. Its product is annotated as probable carboxylesterase 11. Gene Ontology annotation, molecular function: hydrolase activity. Bases 246 to 1553 code for a protein of 435 amino acids. The transcript is spliced from 2 exons. The record is from RefSeq and is a predicted model, not a curated record. NCBI's taxonomy places the organism in Eukaryota, Viridiplantae, Streptophyta, Magnoliopsida, Asparagales, Orchidaceae.
CCGAGUUAAUUUGCAAAAUGGCAAUCAAAGCCCUCUUCUCCUCUCCAAAACCGUUCACGAAGGCAGCGAGAAAUUAGAAUUGGUCAAUGUCUUCUCACUCCAUCACCAUUCCAUUCCACCUUUGAAUUUGAACGCCGCCAGGUACCGAUCUUCUUCCUCCAUCCCUUCUAAUCCAAUGCCCUCCUCUUCCUCUUCUUCCUUUCCUUGACCCCCUCCCACCAAACCCUAACCCUCGAAAACGAGCGAUGCCGAGCGUCGCCGUGAAGCUCUACAGCGUAUUCUUCAAGCUCCUGCUCAAGCACCGCCUGCAGUCCCGCGUUGACGCUGUGGCUGACGAAUUCGGCAUCACUUCCCGCCCAGAGGAGUCCACCGAGCCCGCAAAUCCAUCCUUUGCCGCCGACGGAGUUGCUACCAAGGAUAUCCACAUCGACCCCCUCACCUCCCUCUCCCUCCGCAUCUUUCUCCCGGAUCCGUUCCACGAGGCCCUCCCCACCUCCGUCAAGACUACUUUUUCCUCCAAUCCCGACCUCUCCCUCCGCGCCAACGGCCUCUUUGCGGGCGCCUCCACCGUCGCACGCGACCGUCGCAGCUACGAAGGUCCCGGAUCCGCUGCUGCCUACCGAGGAUACCUACCUUCUCCCGUUACCCGCCACCACGCUUUCUCGCGCCGUCUCCCGGUGAUCUUGCAGUUUCAUGGGGGCGGAUUUGUUUCCGGUAGCAAUACAUCUACAGCGAACGAUUUAUUCUGCCGUAGGAUCGUGAAGUUGCUCGAUGUGAUUGUGAUCGCCGUUGGCUACAGGUUGGCUCCAGAAAGUAGGUACCCGGCGGCUUUUGAAGAUGGGAUCAACGUGCUGCAUUGGCUGGCCAAACAGGCCAAUUUGGCUGAAUGUAACAGGUCGAUUGGAAAUCACCGUGGUGGUGAUGCAAGGAAAAUGGAUACGCAGAGGCAUAUUGUAGAUGCGUUCGGGGCUGCUACGUUGGAGCCCUGGCUAGCGACUCAUGCUGAUCUCUCGAGAUGUGUUCUCCUCGGUGUUAGUUGCGGUGCCAACAUUGCUGAUUUCGUCGCACGGAAGGCAUUCGAGGCUGGAAAACUCCUUGAUCCUGUCAAGAUAGUUGCACAGGUUCUCAUGUAUCCCUUUUUUAUAGGAAAUGCCCCAACCCAUUCAGAAAUAAAGCUUGCAAAUUCUUACUUCUAUGACAAAACCAUGUGCAUACUUGCCUGGAAGCUCUUUUUGCCUGAAGAAGAGUUCAACUUCGACCAUCCAGCAGCGAACCCCCUUAUACCGGGAAGGCAGCCGCCACUUAAAUUCAUGCCACCGACACUCACUGUGGUUGCCGAACAUGAUUGGAUGAGAGACCGAGCAAUUGCAUACUCCGAAGAGCUCCGCAAGGUGAAUGUGGAUGCUCCAGUUCUUGAGUACAAGGAUACAGUUCAUGAGUUUGCUACACUUGACAUGCUCCUUAAAACCCCACAGGCUCAGGCCUGUGCUGAGGAUAUAGCAAUCUGGGUAAAGAAGUACAUAUCAACUAGAGGUCAUGAGUUCUCAUAUUAGAUUGUUUUUGGAACCUUUUGCAGCUGUUUUAUGUAUCAUUACAUGAAUAUCAAAAUUAGAGGUUAUAUAAGCCAAUUUAUUGUACCACAUGUGCUUCUUUCAUUCCAUGUUUUUAGGUGUAGCACAAAUUUUACUCUCAUUUUUCAUUCUUUUGUUGAAUAUAUGAUGCAGUGAAUGGGGGGAAGCUGUAUGGUUGAUUGAUCAUGUAGUUGAAAAUCAUCUAGGUAGUUGGAGUGUUGAAUGUCAUUCUUUUUCAUUCCGUUCUUGCUUUUGUAUUAUCUUUUUGAAUAAUUGUUUUUAGUUUA